AGUAGCAAUCCUGGCUCAAUAUUUGUGCUGUUAGCUCCGAAGUCGAUUGUCAUCUCCCGCCGCUACCUCUGUCAGCAAUGAAGUUCGCUGGGCUGUUCUUGGUGGCCGUGCUCGCUGGCGUGGGCAGAGGGGCGAGCGUCGAUGAGAACCCGCUGGGCAAGGUCAUCGAGCUCAUGGACUCCCUGAUUGCGAAGGUGACGGCAGAUGGCGAGGCUGAGGACAAGGCUUUCACCGAGUACGUGGAGUGGUGCGACGACACCACCAAGACGCAGCAGAACGACAUCAAGGUCGCGGACGCCAAAAAGGCCAGCCUGGAGGCGACCAUUGCGAAGGCCACCGCCGACAUCGAGGCCUCCGAGGGCAAGAUCGGGGACCUUGCCGCCAAGGUGGCGCAGGCCGAGAGUGAGCUGAAGGAUUCCGCCCUGAUCCGGGAGAAGGAGGCCUCCGAUUUUUCCUCGGCGGAGGCGGAGCUGAUGGAGGCUCUCAGCGCGCUGACCCGAGCAAUCGGAGUCAUUGAGAAGGAAAUGGCCAAGAAUCCGGCCGCCUUCGUGCAGAUGGACACCUCCAGUGUCCAGGGCCUCAUCUCUGGCCUCUCUGCCGUGGUGGACGCGAGCGGCCUCGACUCGGCGGACAAGAAGACCCUCGUGGCCUUCGUCCAGGGCCAGCAGUCUGCGGACGACGCUGAUGACGCCGGGGCGCCCGACCCUGCGGCCUACAAGUCGCACAGCACGGGCAUCCUGGACGUGCUGGAGAAUCUGAAGGCCAAGGCGGAGGAGCAGCUGGCCGACCUUCGCAAGGCGGAGUCCAACUCCAAGCAGAACUACGCGCUCCUCAAACAGAGCCUCGAGGACCAGGCCGCUUACGACACGAAGGAGAUGAACGAGGAGAAGGCUUUCAAGUCAGAGACCGAGGAGGGGAAGGCUACCGCCUCUGGCGAGCUGAAGACCACGGCCGCGCUGCUCGCUGACACGCAAGCGUCGCUGGCAAGUGUACAGGCGGGUUGCAUGCAACUGGCGUCCGACCACGACGCCUCAGUUGCGAGCCGCACGACUGAGCUCAAGACGCUGGCCGAGGCGAAAAAGAUUCUGACGGAGACGAGCUCGGGCGCUGUGGAUCAGACGUAUUCCUUCCUGCAGCAGUCGCGCACCGCGUCGCAGCUGCGCACUCGGGCGGACCUGAAGGGCGCGGAGCUGGUCCAGUUCGUGCGCAGGCUGGCGAAGAAAGAGCACUCCGAGGCGCUCUCGCAGCUCGGCUCCCGCAUCUCCGCACUCAUGCAGUACGGCGCUUCCGCCGGCGAGGACCCCUUUGUCAAAGUCAAGUCGUUGAUCAGGGACAUGAUUGAGAAGCUCCAGGCCGAAGCCUCGGCCGCAGCAACGGAGAAGGCGUACUGUGACGAGCAGAUCGCCAAGACCGAGGCAAAGAAGUCCGAGCUCGAGGACGACGUCGCGAGCCUGACCUCCAAGAUCGACAGCAAGAGCGCCAGCUCCGCGCGGCUGAAGGAGGAGGUGAAGGCUCUGCAGGGGGAGCUCGCCGCGCUUGCCAAGGAGCAGGCCGAGCUCACCCAGGUUCGCUCCGACGAGCACUCGGCAUACACGAAGGCGAAGGCGGACCUCGAGCUGGGGCUCACGGGCGUGCGCAAGGCCCUGCAGGUCCUCCGCAAGUACUACCAUGGCGAUGGCGCGGCAAUGCUGCAGGCGAGCGAUGACCAGCCGGCCAAGCCCGUGUUCCACUCGAAGGCAUCUGGCGCGGGGGGCAGCAUCAUCGACAUCCUCCUGGUGGUGGAGUCCGAUUUCGCCAAGAAUCUGGCCGAGGAGGAGGAGACCGAGAGCGACGCGGCCGCGGCCUACGAGAAGAGGACGCAGGAGGUCAAGGUGUCCACCGCCAUGAAGAGCCAGAGCGUGACGUACAAAGUCCAGGAGUUCAAGGGCCUGGACAAGGACGUGGACGAGCUGUCCUCCGACCGCGCCUCCACCAACGCCGAGCUCGCCUCCGUCCUCGAGUAUUUCGGUAAGGUGAAGGAACGCUGCAUCGCCAAGCCGGAGACCUACGAGGAGCGGGCGUCGCGCCGCCAGCGCGAGAUAAAGGGCCUCAAAGAAGCCCUGGCGAUCCUGAGCGAUGAGGCCGCACCGGCGCUCCUGCAGGCCCGAGGGGUGCGCGGCGCUCGCCGCCAGGCCGUGCUCGCCGCGUGAGGCGCGGCGCUCGCUCGCCCUUAGCGCGGAGCGAGAAGGACCCGUGGACGGGCCGGCCCGCUGGGGCUCAGACGCGUCAUCGUGCAGGCGCGGCCGCCCCUCCCUCCGUCUCGGGCCUCCGUCGUCGUGCGUGCGCUCCCAG
Molecule: messenger RNA, 2331 nt
Organism: Prorocentrum cordatum
Lineage: Eukaryota; Dinophyceae; Prorocentrales; Prorocentraceae
Source: the annotation of a GenBank genome assembly